This is a messenger RNA of Dalotia coriaria, 2070 nucleotides long. Its product is annotated as excitatory amino acid transporter 1-like. The record is from RefSeq and is a predicted model, not a curated record. The transcript is spliced from 6 exons. Bases 744 to 1910 code for a protein of 388 amino acids. Lineage: Eukaryota; Metazoa; Arthropoda; Insecta; Coleoptera; Staphylinidae. Gene Ontology annotation, molecular function: glutamate:sodium symporter activity; L-glutamate transmembrane transporter activity; neutral L-amino acid transmembrane transporter activity. Gene Ontology annotation, cellular component: plasma membrane. Gene Ontology annotation, biological process: L-glutamate transmembrane transport.
UCAUGAUUAAAUCUCUCUAGCAACAAAACCUUCCGUAAUACACGUACCUUUGUUUCUCACUCGCUCAGAGAACGCUGUGUGCACGACGUGAUACAGCGAAUUGAAUAUCAUUUUAAUCGCUCAAUUAGUUUUGCUUAAUCGUUUGGUGCCGCCGACAGGAAGCCCACCGAAGGGAUAUCGUUGAUGAGCGCCGAGUCGCGGGCCCUUUUUCAUUCGCGCUCGUCAUCAGCGUCACCAUCAGCAGCAUCCGUUAUUUCCUAGCUUCCCCUGGGUGCCGACUUGCGUUUUGCCAUCGUAAAUGUGAAAUUAAUUUCGUUUUAUUGCCGCGCGCGCUCGAUGCAAACGCGAUUCAAACGCAGAAACACAUAAAAUCGAUAAUUGACCAAGUUUAGGCAAUUAUUUGUAAUGUAUCAGUCUAGUGCAAGUUGAUUUGUUGGAAAAUCCACUAAGUUUUGAUCUAAUUGGGUCAAAAAGCAUUGAAUUAACAAGAUUGUGUUAUUGACAACAAUUGAUUUUGUGUAAAAAAUGGACACCAAACUAAAAUCCCCACAAAUUCCCCAAAAACCAAACAUGGCCAAGCAAAAUGGCACAGAUUCCUACGUUCGAACAUUCUUACACUUGCAACAGUAGUCGGUGUCCUCGGAGGAGUCCUUUUCGGUUUCAUUCUACGCGCUGCUAGAGACGAUCAAUGGCCGCUGCGCCAAAUCUCCUACGUCAACUUCAUCGGAGACAUUUUUCUACGAAUGUUAAAAUCCCUAAUUCUUCCAUUGAUUGUAUCCUCGUUAAUCUCCGCCAUUGGAUCAUUAGAUCUUUCGCUCUCCGGAAAAAUCGGUUACCGAGCUGUUUGUUACUACUUAGCAACGACAAUCUGCGCGGUUAUUUUGGGAAUUAUUGUUGUUACAAUCGUGCAUCCGGGAAGAGGCGACUCCGAAUCGAUUGCACGUGCUGGAAUCUCUCGAAAUGUCACUACAGUUGACACGCUGAUGGAUUUAUUCAGGAACAUGUUUCCACCGAAUUUGGUGCAGGCGUGCAUCCAACAAUACCGGACGUUAUUGCUAGCUCCAUUGAAAGGCACUGGUGAUAUUCACACAUGGACAAUGUCACAUGAAUACGUCUCUGGGACGAAUAUCCUAGGCUUGGUGGUGUUCUCCACUGCUUUGGGGAUAUCCUUAGGCAAAAUGGGCUCGUCCGCGGAGCCAUUGAUCACAUUUUUUCAGGGCAUGAGUGGCGCCAUGAUGACCAUCACAAAUUGGGUCAUCUGGUUCUCGCCAGUCGGUGUAUUCUUCUUAGUAUCGUCAAAAAUACUCGAAAUGGAAAGUUUCAGUGUGGUUAUUGGUCAACUUGGAAUGUAUUUCAUGACUGUACUAUUCGGGUUAUCACUGCAUGGGUUCAUUGUGUUACCCAUAAUGUUUCUGAUUGUGACUAGAAAGUCCCCGUUUAGAUACCUUACUAAUAUGGGGCAAGCUUUGGCUACAGCAUUCGGCACCGCAUCAAGUUCGGCAACAUUACCGGUUGCCAUUAGUUGCCUUGAAGAUAAAAACCACAUUGAUAGUCGUGUGGCACGUUUUGUGAUGCCUAUAGGUGCAACCAUUAAUAUGGACGGAACGGCGCUGUAUGAAGCCGUGGCGGCCAUUUUCAUAGCGCAAGUUAGAGGUAUCUCACUCAGCUUGGGCAGUCUGGUUGCUGUCAGCAUCACAGCUACAGCCGCAAGUAUUGGCGCAGCUGGUAUACCGCAAGCGGGUCUGGUAACAAUGGUCAUGGUGUUAGACACUGUUGGUUUACCAGCUGAAGAUGUCACAUUGAUCAUAGCCGUUGAUUGGUUACUUGAUCGUUUUAGAACAACAAUAAACGUAAUGGGAGACUCCUUGGGUGCUGGAAUAGUAAACCACCUCAGCAAAGGAGAGUUAUGAGUGUUUAAGACACCAAUAACUGCAUUAAACAAUUAUUUAUUUCGUAAUUAACCGCUUAACACUGUUUAGUUUGCGCCAACAUGAAUUAUUCUCGCGUCAAAUCGUUUCUUUCGCAUUAUUCAUCAUAAACCAAACCGAAUAAAGUUUUGAAUAACUCGAA